AUGUCUCAUCGCUACAUAAUUGUAAUUGUUUUUCUAGCAACCCUGCUAUUGAAAGCGACCCCAAUUUUUGCUGAACAUUUCAAGUACGAAAUCUUCCAAAACCUGACGGAGUACCGAAAAAAUGAAGGCCUCAUCGAUUUGAAAGAGUACACAGCGGAGACUUCCUUCUGCGGUGAUCCGAAGUCACCCUUGAAGUCAAAUUCUGGCGCGGUAGAUAUUUGCAAAAGGUUUGUAAUACUCUUUAAGCGUUUAAACCCUAGCGAAGGCACCACUGCUGAAAGAUCUGACGGCCACCCCGCUUCUUCAAUUUCUAGCGCCACCCCCAAACACGCAGCCUUCUUGAACUACUGGUUGAGCACCCAAUUGAGGGAUAAAAACAUCCCUGAAAAUCUGAGGCCCCUUCUUUACCUACACCUGAAGACGCACUACGAUAAGUUUAAAGGCAAAUACAAAUUAACGGACCAAUUCCACCCCAUUGAAAGUGCCCACUUGGAAAAACUUGACAUACUGCACGAGCUGUAUAGACAAUACUACGAAUUAAAAAAUAACAAACUGGGAGGAGGAGAAAAAAAAGAAGGCGAUAGGGAUGAGGGGUGUCUGAAUUUUCUCCAGAACUGCAAGGAUAAUUAUAAUAAGGGGCUGGAAAAAUGCCUCCCCCAAGCUGAUAACCAGUUCUGCAUAGCAUUAAACCGUUUUAGAAACUUAUAUGAAGAAGAUAAGGCCUCCUUCUCAGCCGCCUGUCACAAUAAAACGUUGCCUUCUCUGCCAGAAAUAGCAUCACUUCGGUUACCCAAGGCAGUAACUGGGGGAACUCCCAAAAUAGGGGGUGACUUAGUUCAGGCGGAGCAAAGCAGUUCCACCCAUCAACUCCCCAAAAUAGUGGACGACGUGGUAUUCUCAUCAUUUUUCUUUAACAAAAAUACACAAAUUAUUGUCAGACCAUCAUCAUUUUCCUUACAAAGCGUGUACCCCAACCUGUAUAAGCUCCUACUUCUGCAAUACACUUCCCUCUUUGAGUACGACGAGGAGAAGAUAAAAAACAACUUAAUGGAGGUUCUGCACGAAUUUCUUAAAUAUUACAAUCUGAAUAGAGGGAAUUCCAGCGUAGAUUUAUUUAUAAAGGAAUUCUUCUACGAUUAUUAUAAAAACAAAAAGGAGGAAUAUGAAAAAAUAUACGCAGAAUGUUCCAACAAAAAACCGCUAACCUCCUACUGCAAGUUGUACUAUAGAUGUAACGACCAGCUGAGGGACGACCUCUUUUCCAUCAAAGAAGAUGUUGCCAAGUACCUUGGAGACAAAGCUAAAUCAUAUCAGCAGGCGCUUUCUGGAAAUCCCCCAACUGAAACAGAGAUGCAUAAAAUAGGAAGAAGUUCGCUUAUAUCAUUACACAGAUUCGCGAUCGUGUCCACAGUGAUAGGAGUGUUUUUCUUUCUAUUCUCUAUAUAUGAGGUUUGUAAAAAUUGCCUUAAAAUGUAUAUACUCUUCAUGUGCAUGUUAUAA
Plasmodium vivax (malaria parasite P. vivax) is the source of this 1500-nucleotide messenger RNA. Its product is annotated as variable surface protein Vir5-like. The record is from RefSeq and is a predicted model, not a curated record. Bases 1 to 1500 code for a protein of 499 amino acids. The transcript is spliced from 3 exons. NCBI's taxonomy places the organism in Eukaryota, Apicomplexa, Aconoidasida, Haemosporida, Plasmodiidae.